Messenger RNA from Cavia porcellus (domestic guinea pig), 5298 nucleotides. It is a transcript of the gene Acbd5, whose product is annotated as acyl-CoA binding domain containing 5. Lineage: Eukaryota; Metazoa; Chordata; Mammalia; Rodentia; Caviidae. The transcript has 14 exons. Gene Ontology annotation, cellular component: cytoplasm; peroxisome. Bases 1593 to 3305 code for a protein of 570 amino acids. Gene Ontology annotation, biological process: fatty acid metabolic process; pexophagy. The record is from RefSeq and is a predicted model, not a curated record. Gene Ontology annotation, molecular function: fatty-acyl-CoA binding.
AUUACAGAAUUCUUAUUGUCAUAAUGAAAUCUUACUUUAGAAAUAAACAUCCAACAUCUGUAAGUAUGCAAGACUAAGUAAAAUGGUACUGUGAAGCUUGUAAUAAAGUGUAAUAAAAGAUGAGGAAGAUAUAUACCUAGAGCCGAAUAUUCUUUUAUUCCCCACUUUUUAUUAGUAUAUGUUUGCAAUUCGUAUUAAAUAUAAAGAGCAUUCCAAAUCUGGGUAAAUUAGGAAAUUAUGUCUUCCUUUGGUGUGCUGGCCAAAGUCCAAAGUCGAAAGCAGCAGGUUUUGAACUGAGUGUUAGCUCAGCUACUUAAGAAACUGUGAGACCUUAGGCACAUUGGCUAAUGUGUUUGAGUUUCCUCAUUCAUAAACACCUCGCAGUGUAUUUGUAACACUGUUUUCAAACAGCAGACAAUGGGCAGUCUAUUAUCUGAUGGUACUCUUCUCAUUCACACAGAUGGCCUCGAGGAAGCUCGGGGAAAAGAAACCAGACUCAGUUCCCGCACUCCUGGUCAAUGACCCUGGGAUGUCUCUAAGGCCUGGAAAGGGCCAUAGAGACAGAUGCCGCACCUUCACCGGUUGCACCCUAGUGCGACAUGACAAGGAAAGGGGACUUCCGGGCCGACCCCGGAAGCCAGAGGAACCGAACAGGUUCACCCCGGCUGGGAGGCGAGGCGGAAGAGCCGCACGAGGACUACGUUUCCCAGAAGCCCGCGGAGCAGGGCGCUUGGUGGGUGCCGCGGACCGUAAGCGACGGGCCUAGUCCCGCAGUACCAAGGUAAAUGCUGGUAGCUCGGCUCCAAGGGGAGUGACUCGUGGCCUGCGAUAGAUUUGCAGUUUUCUUGCCUGACAGCCUGAACUGACAAAAUGACUGUUCCGCCGGGCGACUCAGUGUUCCUGGCCCAGGACCUUACCUCCACAACCCGAGCUCCCUCCCUGCACCACCAGGCGUGCUUCCCUAGCGUCGGGGGUCGCAGAUGGGGAGGGGGCAGGGCGCCCUUCCAUUAGUUCCGGGCCCAUCGGUCCCUGUGCAUCUGUCCCACGCUCCCUCGGAUUCUAGCUGGCCGGCAGCCGGCUGUGCCCCGCUUCCCUGCGCGGAGCGGGGCGGAGGAGGGACGGACGCGGGCCAGCCUCUUGCCUGAAGGCUGCUUUUCCCGGCGUCCGGCCUGAAGCCGCUGAGCACCUCCGCGAUACCCCGAUCCUGCACUCUCGAGACCCGCGAGGUGAUGCCGCUGGAGAGGAUGUACAGUCCUGGAGUGGCAGAACCGGAGUUGCCCCGAGCCUCUGUGGCUCUAAAGCCCUUUCCGGGAACCCUGGGUUGUCUUUUCCCCUUCCCACGCACAGAACCCAGCCCUGGUCCCCAGCUCGCUCCCGCCUCGGCGCCCCCCUCCCCCAGCACGCAAACAAGUGUGGGGUCCUCCGCAGACCAAUCCGGGUCGCGGCUACUCUUCUAGGCCCCUAUGGCUUAGCCCGGGCCGCUCGCGUAACACCCACGGUGGUGGGUGGGGCAUGGGGUUGGGGUUCGGCGGCCGCUCCGGUCCGGCUCCAGGCGGGGCUGCGGGUCCCUGUGCCCCGCGGGUUCCACGGGAAUGGGGGCGUGGCUGCCGAGCCCUGUCCGCCGCGGGGUAUCGCGGUUUAGUCUGCGCGGUAGGCCAAGCGCCCCCUGCCUUUGGCUAGAGAUGUUCUUGUGGUUUUAUGCAGACUCCUGGGGAAGCUGGUUGUGCUGCUGCCCCUGCUGCUGCCGCCGCCGCCUGAUCCCAGCCGACAGCUCUUGGGGCCGCGGCCGGCGCUGGCUGCUGGAGAUGGCGGACGCGAAGUCCGUGCAUGAAACCAGAUUCGAGGCGGCUGUCAAAGUGAUCCAGAGUUUGCCGAAAAAUGGUUCAUUCCAGCCAACGCAUGAAAUGAUGCUCAAGUUCUAUAGUUUCUAUAAACAGGCAACUGAAGGACCCUGUAAACUUUCAAGGCCGGGAUUCUGGGAUCCUAUUGGAAGAUACAAAUGGGAUGCUUGGAGUUCAUUGGGUGAUAUGACUAAAGAAGAAGCCAUGAUUGCAUAUGUGGAAGAAAUGAAAAAGAUUAUUGAAACUAUGCCAAUGACUGAGAAAGUUGAAGAAUUGCUACAUGUUAUAGGUCCAUUUUAUGAAAUUGUAGAAGACAAAAGGGGUGGCAGGAGUUCUGAUUUAACCUCAGUCCGACUGGAGAAAGUCUCUAAAUAUAUAGAAGAUCUGGGUGAUGUUCUUACUCCUACUCUGAAUGCCAAAGCCGUUAAUGGGAAAGCAGAAAGCAGUGACAGUGGAGCCGAGUCGGAGGAGGAAGAGGCUCAGGAGGGAGAGAAGCGAGCAGAGCCAAGCGAUGAUGAUAAGAAAAUGAUGAAAUUAGGAGAGCAUAAGAACUUGGAAAUCGUCACUAAUGGUUAUGAUAAAGACAGCUUUAUUCAGGAUAUACAAGGUGACAUUCAGGCCACUUCUUCCCUGAAUGGUAGAAGUGCUGAAGAAGGAAAACCUGGAGAUCAGGGCUUGGAGGGAACUGGAAACAUUGCUGUCCACCUUCCCCAAGAUAUAAAUGAUGAUCAUGUUGAAGAUGCUUCAGGGAUUCUGCAUUUGACAAGUGAUUCAGACAGUGAAAUUUACUGUGAUUCUAUGGAGCAGUUUGGGCAAGAAGAGUCUCCAGACAGUUUUAUAUCAAACACCGGACCAUUUCAAUAUUUCCUGAGUGGUGAUCCUAACAAGCCCUUGGAAAAUUCCUGUUUUCCUGAAGAUGUUCAAGGACCACCUGGGAACGGCAACACUGGCACUCUGCAGGUGGUGGCAGUCGAAGGAAGAGGUGAAGUAAAGCACGGAGGAGAAGACGGCAGAAGUGACAGUGGCGCCCCACAGCAUGGGAAACGAGGUGGAGAAAGCGAGGGGUUCUCUCAUGUCAGAAGAGCGAGAGGGCACAGGAUGCCACAUCUGAGUGAGGAGACGAAGGGCCGACAGGUGGGCAGUGGAGGUGAUGGUGAGCGCUGGGGCUCAGACAGGGACUCCCGAGGCAGCCUCAGUGAGCAGAUUGCUCUUGUGCUCAUGCGACUGCAAGAGGACAUGCAGAACGUCCUGCAGAGGCUUCAUAAGCUGGAAACACUCACUGCUUCGCAGGCAAAAUUAUCAACAUUGCAGUCCAGUAAUCAGUCCUCACAGAGACCAUCUUGGUGGCCCUUUGAGAUGUCUCCUGGUGCAUUAACUUUUGCUAUUGUAUGGCCUUUCAUUGUCCAGUGGUUGGUGCAUUUAUAUUAUCAAAGAAGGAGAAGAAAACUGAACGGAAGAAAAUGAUGUUUUGCUCAAGAAGACUGCUGGGCCUGGAUGAUCUCAGAAUGAAAUGGAUUUGGAGCGCACGAGAAAAUCUUAAUUACAUUUCUUUUCUGUUGUCCAGUAGUUCGAUUUGUGUACAUAUAUACACGUAUAAUUUUUGCACUACAGAGUGAUAAUAUUUUGGGAACUAAUAUUUCUGAUACUUGAAUAAUCAAUCUCAACUAAAUUAUAAGUAGCAUACAUUGAUUUACCCUACCCUUGAACUUGGAGGACAUUAAGCUUUUGAUUAUUAUUUGGUAACAUAUUUACUUGAUUAUUUCCUAUAGAGAAUUACAAAGUUACUUUUCCAAGAUACAGUUGUGAUAAUGAGAUCAGAUUUAUAAGUAGAUGUGUUUUAUUUUGUAAAUGAAAUACGAGAAAAAAUGCAAACCAAGAGUGAAUUUCGAACGAGGUUAUAUUGGUUUUCUACCAGUCCCUGAAUUGCUGAGUCAAGCAGUAGAAAAUUGCUGGUGGAAUCUUCUCUGCAUUCACAUUGUAGGCCACAGAGAAUCGUGGGCAUUCACAAAUCAGUUCAGGCCUCACUAUUUUAACUUUACAGUCCUUUGCCUUGGCCUUUGUUUUUAAAAUGUUUCACAGAACAGAGAUAACCCACUGAUGAGUAGGAUGAAAAAUGGGCUUGACGUAGUAUUCUGAGGUAUUCUGAGGCUGCAGAUGAAUAAUAAGAUUUUAAUUCUAUUAUACAGAGUUAUUCUUUUGUAAUCAUUUUGCUUUAACUGAGGAUAGCUAGUGUCUGCUUCAUAGGGUGCUUUGAAAUAUAAACAAAAAUGUAUUUAUACUGUUUUUAUAAACGUUAAAGAAAGGAAACAUGAAAAUCACUUUUCUGCAACCGGUAAACUACACAGACUGGACUCUUAACCUCUUAGUGCCUCACUUUUCCUUUGCGGUAUAAUUUUUGGCUGUAUCUACUUCCAGGGGUAUUGGAAGAAUUUACAAGCAAACGGGCCAUCUGCUACCAUAUGAGUAAUGCAUGCCCAAUUAAUGGAGAUUAAAGUCCCUGCAUCCCACCUCUCACUUUGACUGUUAUUUAGAUCCUUGAAGACUAUACGUAGAGAGCCAUUCUUCCUGUAUACUUCCCAAAGCUCCUUGCUCAUUUAGGUAUGCGUUGUGCUUUAAAGAUUUCUCUGAUUGCGAAGCUUUGUAGCAAGCUGGUGUGGUGGUGCAUGCCUGAUAUACCAGCACUUGGGAGGCUGAGGCAGUAUGAAUGCUGUGAAUUCAAGGCCAUCCUGAACUCCACAGUGGGUUUGAGGUCAACCUGAACUACAUAAUAAGACCUUGUCUCAAAAAAAAAAAAAAAAAGCUUUGUAGCAAAUAAUUUUUAAGGAUUCUGGGUAUUAUGACAUUGGAUUUAGCUUCAUGUGUUCAGAGUUAAAUAAGUGGGUCAGAAUCUGUCUAGUGUGAAUGGUGGUUCUUUGUUUGCCUAAAGAAAAGUGUGACAGUACAAUUUGCUUUUCCUAAACUUUCAUCAAACUUGUUUUAUUUUUAUUCCCAUCUUGAUUCAGAUGUUUGUCUGAAAGGAUCUAAUAUUUGUUUAAAAAAAAACUGUUCACUAUUCAGGAAAAAAAUGAAGCAAGUAACUAAAUUAUAUGUAGAAAUAAAGUUUGGAUAGGAAUUGUCUUCAAAAAGUAGGUAUCAAUCUAGUAUCAGAAUGGUGGUUCUUGGUAUAUAAAUAAAUUGCUAAUUAGGAUUGUAAAGAGUUGUGAUUAAUUACAGUCAGGGAUAGCUAACUCCUAGGGAUAACCAUUUAUCUUAUUCCAAAGUCUUAUUUUAUAGUUUGAAAAGCAUUUUGCACACAAUUCUUGUAUAUAAAAAAGUAAAGAUUAAUUAUACAGUGUAGUGUUCUGCUUUGUUUAAUAAGAACCUCAUUUUGAAUUGACAACUAUGGUAUUUUUUUUAAUGAUCAAAUUCUUUUCUGUUUAUUGUAAAACUAAGUGAAAAAUAAAAGGUUAAUGAGAAA